Cantharellus anzutake is the source of this 1524-nucleotide messenger RNA. RefSeq lists its product as uncharacterized. The record is from RefSeq and is a predicted model, not a curated record. The coding region runs from base 1 to 1524 and encodes 507 amino acids. The transcript is spliced from 5 exons. NCBI's taxonomy places the organism in Eukaryota, Fungi, Basidiomycota, Agaricomycetes, Cantharellales, Hydnaceae.
AUGUGCCAGCUCUAUGAUGGCUUGUCCACAUUUAGGUUUGAGGGAGAGAGGUCCAGCAACAAAGAUGUUACUCUUUCUCACCUGAUGAAUGAAAACCUUGGAGAAGAUGCAGAGAUGAAGCUUGAAGAUGUGGAGGUGGAGGUAGAUGAAGUUGACAUCCAUACACCAAAGCUGGCAGGAUCACUUAUACAUACUCAGUGUGGUGCAUUGCUCAAAAACCUGAUAGGGGAAGCCGUUGGUCAGAAAACAAUCGGUGCUAGUUGGGGCACUAGCAAGAUAUUCCCAUUUUUACUUGAAAACCACCUGUGCUUCAAGAACUGGCAUUGUGGCGUUCCCCUCCUAAACAAAAAGCUCCCAUCUUCAUGGAGUCCACGCGAAAGUGCAUGCUGCAUAGUGGUGCUCACCCAUGAGCGCCUGGAAAUCAAACUAGAGGUAGUUAAAAUGACGCCGGGUGAGAUGUUGCCAAUUAUUGUCAGCAAAGGAAAUGAGCUCACACCUAGUUGGGCAGAUGAGCAUGAAAGGCAUGAAGUCGUUCAUUAUGCCCCGGAUAGAGAUGGCAACAUCCUUGCCUAUUCUCUCAGAAAGAACGAUGCAGUUAGAAGCACAGCCAAGGUGUCCCGCUUGGAGAAAAGGAAGGUUGCAAGCCCACCUAUUGAGGAGGAUGUGGUCGAGACCCCACCCCAGAAACGACAGAAGUCAGUGACAAAGGGGAAAGGAAGGCGCGAAGACACUCCUCAGGCAAACAUUGUUCAUCAUGCAGGCACUGUUCCAGAGAUUAUGCCGACAGACGACUUGCACUCAGCGAAGGCAAGCAACAACGCCAUCACCACAGCCCAGACCAAGGUGGAACCAGAAAACAUCCCGGAGGCUGCAGCUUUCAAUGGCCUGGAUCUUGCCGACAUCUUAAACGACGAGAUUUUCGUGGAAGCAUCAGGAGACAUGGCAGAUGGUGGCUCAAGGCAUCCGAUGGCCCUGGAUGGCAGUACCGCAGCAGGGGCUCCUCCCAUUCUAAUUAUCCAGCCCACUCCAAGCAGCAGCCCAACAAAGUCACAGUUGACUUCGGAUAGGGCGCCUGUGAGCACGACCCAUCUUCGUGUUUCCAGCGGAGGUUUUGGCAACCUGGGACGGGCACACUCUGAGACUCCCUCCUCCACAGGGAGUAUUGUCGGAGACACAACGAGCUUUAAUUCAGUGCUCAAACGGGCGAGAAACAGUUUGUGGGUGCUGGCGGACAGUGCAGCAGCUAAGCUCCGGACGGAGGCAAUCAACAAGGAUUUGGCCACGAUAGUCAGGACUGACAUCGUUACAUCCUACAUCCAGAGGACGGAGAAGCCACCUCUGACCUUCGACUUCGCCUGCCAUUUCGAGCUUAUCGAUUCCGCCGGAAAUGAACUAGUAAGGCACGGGAUGAGCGAGGACGACGUUGCCUGUAUGGUAAUGCAACUCCUUAAUGAGGUUAAGGUUGACGUCGACUCCGACCCCAGCGGAUUCAUGGCAAAGUGGUUUGACAAGCUCCCUGCCUGA